This is a messenger RNA of Daldinia caldariorum, 2582 nucleotides long. RefSeq lists its product as uncharacterized. The transcript is spliced from 2 exons. The record is from RefSeq and is a predicted model, not a curated record. Bases 577 to 2541 code for a protein of 654 amino acids. Lineage: Eukaryota; Fungi; Ascomycota; Sordariomycetes; Xylariales; Hypoxylaceae.
GCAACAUAACAUAUAUGUACUGGAUAUAGUACUAGACAUAGUACAGGAGGGCACGCACCUGCAAUCACCGUCAUUCACAAUUGACACAGCCAUUUAUCUUCCGGACCCCAUCUACUAUUUCUCUUACUAUUUACUACCUUUCACUUACCUUACACUUUACCUAUCUCACACUUACCUACAAUCUAGGUACUUAUUUACGUACUGCACUGCACUGCACUACACUGCAUUGCAUUGUACUCUUACAGUGGGCAUAUUGCUUUUGCUUAACCUAACACCCCCCUCGAAUAUUAUCAUAUUAUUGUAUCAUCGACAGACAACCUCCCACUCCCCAUUCCUACUCCCACCUUCACCUUAUCAAUCUACGAAUCCACACAGUCCGCUUCAAACAUCGAAUCCACCCACCCAACUCUCUGCUUACAUCCUGCAUAUCCUACUUUCAAUAACGAAUUAACGAUCACCCGUUUCGGAGUCAUUUAUUGCUCAGCCUACGCUCCGGCAAAGAUUUAAAUUCAGACUUACUUCAAGUCACUUAUAUGUUGUAUUCUCAACAUCAACAGUCCAUGAAAAUCUGCCCUGAUGGCUGAUCAAUGUAUUGUUUGUCUAGAAAAUCUAGACGUUCAAUCGUCGCCACCACUGUCGCAAUUGCCGAUACCUUUAGACGCCGACGGGGUGUCGAGUAACUCCUCCCCCAUAACAACGUCUAAAGUUACAAGUGCGCUGGCACGAUUAUCAUCAAAGUCCCCACUUGGCAGCACCUCCUCUAGUACCGCCCACCACAAUGACGAAGGGCAUAGGAUUGCUGUCAUUCACGUUUGCGGCCAUACUUUGCAUGAUGCUUGUUUACGAGAAUGGACUGGAAAGGCAAACAGCUGUCCCAUUUGCCGCCAAGCCUUCCACUUGGUGCAUGUUUACGAUAAAGUCGGAGGCAACCAACUAUCCUCGUAUAAGGUAGAAGAUAAGAAACAAGUCGUCGAGUUCGAUCCCCAAGCGUGGUUGGACGACAAUCCCGAGAUAGAGGAAGCGAGACCAUGUCCCAUCUGCGACCGAGCCGACCAUGAAAAUGUCCUUCUACUUUGUGACGGCUGCGAUGCGCCCUAUCAUACAUAUUGCGUAGGUCUCGACGAUGUGCCUCGGGGGCAUUGGUUCUGUUUGGAAUGCGCAGAUACCGGCGCACACGUCGCGGCCACUGAGCUACAGGAUGCGGAUCUCGCAGGAGCCAGCUUUCCUGCCGGUAAUUCCAGCUAUUUGCCACGGACUCAGGCUAGCAUGCGACGGACUAGGCAACAAGUCCGUUCGAACGAAUGGCAGGGAGCAUGGGGUCAAAUCGCAGGCCGGGUUUGGGAUGUGCUAGACCUUGAUCUGGAUAACCAUGAUGACGAUGAAGCUCUGAGUACUUUCCGGCGAUCUCAACAGCGUCUUGCAAGAGAGCAACGUGACUAUCAGGAAUGGCAGCAGCGUCUCCGUAUAGCUAGCCACGUUGGAGCUCGCGAUGUGUUCGUCAAUAAUAUUUCGAAUGUGGUACCUGUGCAACGACCCACACCGCCACCACCAGCUCCUCCACAGGAGACGGUGGAGGAGAAACAGGCCUGGGGUGCGCUAGAAAAAGCCAUGGAGGCCACCAAUCCCCCUAGUUCGAAUCGUCCGACUUCGAGUCACCGAAAACGAAAGUCUCGUUCCAUAACCGCAUCUCCCGUUGAACCACCUCAGCAACCCGAGCGGAAGCUAAAGCGACCUCGGACACGUAGAGCUCCCACGACAGGGGAAGCUUCAACAUCUAGUCGCCCCUCUGUACAAACCAAUCAACUUGGAGCAGAGGGCUCAGGCUCAAAUCCCGCAUCUGCCUUAUUGGAUAAUGACGAGCCUCCCUCUUUCCUUUCCUCACUAUUAAAGGAAGUUGAGAUGAGUACACCUUCAGACGACGAGAAUAUUCGUCCGCUCUUCACAUUCUCCAAACCAAUACCGGACCCGUCAUCGCCGGCUUCGUCCCCGUCUCCGUCGGCCUUCAGCAGUCCUCGGGCCUUAUCAACUACGCCACCGCCACGUGCGAUUAAUGAUCGCCCUGGCUCGCCUGUCCCUCUCAGUUCACAUAUCGAGCCGAUCUACCCACCUAUGAAUUUCUUGGCGAACCGAGGUAAUGGGGAGCAUAGUGAUUCGGAUUCGGGAUCCCGCCGGAGAACACACCAACAGCCGGUCAAUAAAGCGAGCGGUAGCUGCCCGGAAAUUAGGCAGCCCCGGCCUCAACGACAACAAUUAACACCUUCUAAUGGGUAUCUAUCACGGUCACAAGAUACGAGCCCCACACGUGCAGGAUUGCCGUUCCAGAUGAAGGAGAGCAUAAGUGGAAUCGUUAAAGACGCCCUUAAACCUCACUGGAAAUCUGGACAUAUUACGGCGGAUCAGUAUGCUUCUAUUAAUCGCGACCUGAGCCACAAGUUGUAUAAGGAGGUUUCGGAUGAAUCCCUCGACGAGGACGCUCGACAGCGGUUCGAGAAAAUUGCAACCAAGGAGGUAGCAAGAGCAAUCGCGGACCUCAAGGCGUGAUAGGGUUUAAUAGCGAUUUUGUCACGACGAAGAACAAGAAC